AUAACUCCAGGUGCAAAAAUUAGCAUCGCUUAAUAUUUCAACAUGCAGAAUUCAAUUUGGGUUAUCCGUACCGGUUGAAUGAAUUAUGAUGAUGGGACCAAAUUAUAAGAGUAAAAAAAUCGCCAAAAUUUCAAUUUAUAUGAGGUGAUAUAAAUUUACUUUAACCUAAUUAAUGAUUUAAUUUAUUUCUGAUUAUGUCGAUGAUGAAACUGAAAUCCUUCCUUCCUUGUUUAUUGUAAUCAAAACCAUGAAAACUUCAAGAAAACUGAUAAAAUCUACAUAUUUAUUAUAUAACUCGAAAUAACCUCAUUCAAAACUUAAGUAUCGAGUAAUUUUCUAAAGUUCUCGUUUUUAUUAAAGUUCAUAAACUUAUCAUUCGAAAGUAAAAACUAUUUAGCAACCAGUGUCCACAGAUUGCACUAUUGUGUAUUGUUUGACGUUAAGCAUGUGUGACCACCACCGUAUAUAAAUAUAUACGGCUACAUCAAAUUUAUUUGUACAGUUUCUUAAAGAAUCUCGUGAGAAAAAUGUUGUCUUCAACCGGUAGUAUUUUUUUAGCAGCGCUUAUCAUUGCUUUCUCUUGUACUUUUGUGCAAAGUACGCCCAAAAAAUAUCAAACUGAAGAAGGGUAAGUUAAAAUUUUAUUUCAACGCUUUUGAUGCAAUUUGCUUUUUUGGUUGAAUUUUAAAGAUUUCAACCGAGUUUUCGUUAUUAUGAAUCGUCUUUAAUUACGAAUAGAACAAACGAAUCUCGAAGAAAUGAUUUGGAAGCUAAAGAUUCUGCCGAUAGAUUGGAACGGUUUGGGUAUGUCGGUUCUUUUGGAAAUACCGGUAAUGGACAAACUUACGGUUCGACUGGAUUAGGAAAUUCAGUUCCUAUGAAAAUCGAUUUGGGAGGGGUACUUCUCGGUGCUUUAAUUGGCCUAGGAGCUGUUUUAAUUGUUCCAAAAUUAACACAAUUAUUUUCUAUGCAUCCAAACUACAGAAGUUUAGAUGAUCAAAAUUCAAUUUUAACCGAUAUUAUGGCCAGAUUGGAUAAUUCUUUAGAACAAAAUCAUAUUGAUGGUAACUCAUGUAUGCAAAGAGUUAUUUGUUCUUAUGUGCAUGAGGCACAAAAGAAAAUUAAGGACGGCGGGGCGUCUACCAUAGAUGAAAUAAUCUUUUCAGUUUCAAACAAUGCUUUAUUCAGUUUAAUGCUAGAUGGAUCAACUAUAAAACAAGCUGUCGAUAUGGGGAAACAAUCUAAUUUAGAUCAAUGCCAAAAAUUGUAUGAAAAAUGUCCCCUAACUAAAGAUAGCGUUCUGCAAAUUUUGAGCAAUGUUGUACCUUAAUCCAUUAACUUCUUUAUUAUUGAUAUUAGAA
Onthophagus taurus is the source of this 1361-nucleotide messenger RNA. The record is from RefSeq and is a predicted model, not a curated record. NCBI's taxonomy places the organism in Eukaryota, Metazoa, Arthropoda, Insecta, Coleoptera, Scarabaeidae.